GCUGUGGUUUUUCUUUCUCUCCAAGCACAAGGUACUCUUCUCUUGUCUCUCCCCCACCUAAAGCCCUCAUCAAAUCUCUCUAGAAACCCCAAUAAUUCCAUAUUCCCAUUUUGCCCCUGCAGUUUCUCCCCCUCAGCCAUGUUCGUGUCUAGGGUUUUAGCUCGCGUUUCGAAGGCCAUCCCCAGGAGCACGGUGUCCUUCGCUGCUCAACCCAAUCACCGAUUCCCAAUCAUUUCCAAUCAGCCGCAGCCUCUGAUUCAGGACUUGCCCAAUAAGUUGAUUCCGAGUCAGGUGUCACUGUUGCAUCAUUCAACCUCCAGUUCUUCCAUAUCUAUAUCUCAACUAUUCGGAUUCUCUUCAUCUGCAUCUCCUGAGCCUUCUGAAAGGGUUGGAAAUGGAGGUGCCGAGAAGAGUGAUGCUAAAGUUUCUGAUAGUGGGGAUACAAAAGUGGCUGAUCAAACCAAAGAAUCAGGUUCUAUUCCAGAUUCCCAGUCUACCAAUGUUAGGAGACGACGUACUCUAAGAGGAGGUACUAAACGAACUGCAUUUUCUGAUUCAGAUUCAGAUUCAGAUGGUGACUUGUCUACUGAGGAUCUGGUGAAACUUCUCACAGAGAAGGAAGAACUUCUGAAACAAAAGCAUAAAGAGAUUGAGAAGAUGCAAGAUAAAUUCCUCCGCAGUUAUGCAGAAAUGGAAAAUGUCAUGGAUAGAACAAGGCGCGAAGCAGAGAAUACGAAAAAGUUUUCCAUACAGAAUUUUGCAAAGAGUUUACUAGAUGUUGCAGACAAUUUGGGUAGAGCUGCUUCAGUUACCAAAACCGGUUUCGCAAAAAUUGAUCAAUCUAAGGAUUCGGCUGGAACUCUGCCACUUCUGAAAACUCUUCUUGAGGGAGUUGAAAUGACUGAGAAACAACUUUCGGAGGUGUUCAAAAAGUACGGUGUUGAAAAAUAUGAUCCUACAAAUGAACCAUUUGACCCACAUAGGCAUAAUGCAAUGUUCCAAAUAUCAGAUCCUUCCAAGCCUCCUGGCACUGUUGCUCAAGUUCUCAAGCCUGGAUACAUGCUGCACGAUCGAGUUAUUAGGCCGGCUGAUGUUGGUGUAACUCAAGAAGCGGAAAACAAUGCAACUGAGGAAGAUGCUGGCAAUUGAAGUUUUUGCUGCUAUAACAGAUUUCACUACGGCAUUCCAGUGUACUGAAUUACAUGACCAAAUUUUUCCAUGGGUUCAAGAAACUUGAAUGAGAUUUAAUGUUAUUCCAUGACUUGAGGUCCAACUUUAUUUCCAGUGAAGUUGUUUUUCCAUGUUUUGUAUGAGUUUUGAGUCUCUGAAUGACAGAUCAUUAGGGACCUAUCUGUGCCUUGCUUGUAAGUAGUUCUAGUUCUAUUAUGGCCUGAUUACAUGGAGCAUAGUGUUAGUUCAUACACCCAACUCCGUUGUGAAGCCAAAUUCCAUUGCAGUACCUUAAUAAAUAUGGAUGCUGGUGCUUGCUCUGA
Messenger RNA from Rosa rugosa (rugosa rose), 1493 nucleotides. RefSeq names its product grpE protein homolog 2, mitochondrial-like. The transcript is spliced from 5 exons. Gene Ontology annotation, molecular function: protein-folding chaperone binding; adenyl-nucleotide exchange factor activity; protein homodimerization activity. The record is from RefSeq and is a predicted model, not a curated record. Gene Ontology annotation, biological process: protein folding; protein import into mitochondrial matrix. Gene Ontology annotation, cellular component: PAM complex, Tim23 associated import motor. Lineage: Eukaryota; Viridiplantae; Streptophyta; Magnoliopsida; Rosales; Rosaceae. Bases 139 to 1149 code for a protein of 336 amino acids.